Molecule: messenger RNA, 1264 nt
Organism: Doryrhamphus excisus (bluestripe pipefish)
Lineage: Eukaryota; Metazoa; Chordata; Actinopteri; Syngnathiformes; Syngnathidae
Source: RefSeq, a predicted model, not a curated record
GCUGGAGAGGAGUGAUUCACAUCAGGACUCGUACUUCAUUAAAUGUGUUGUCGUAUGCGACAUAAAGUGCGUGGUAGAAGGAAAUAUCGGCACUUGGACUGGCGGAAGUACAAAAGGUGAGAAAGCAGCAUGGCUGAUCUUACUGGAGAGCCCUGUGAGGACACUUUGGAUGCCUUCAAACUCUUUCCAAAGAGGAAGGAUCCAUCAAAUGCAGACAGUAAGAAAGCUGAGGAAACUGACUCAGUGCCCACCAGCAAAGCAUCGGCCUGUAACCCGUACUGUUACAGGAUGGACUACCCACACAUGGGACUCUGCCUCAUCAUCAACAAUAAGAACUUCCACAGAAGUACAAACAUGAGCACUCGCAAUGGGACGGAUGUGGACGCUGCCAUUGCCAUGAAGACAUUUUCUGAACUUGGGUAUUCAAUUAAGGUGGCCACCGAUCAGACUGUAAAGCAGAUGACGAAUCUGAUACUCAGUGCAUCCCAAGAGGACCACAGCAGUAGCGCAUCCUUUGUGUGUGUGCUACUAAGUCAUGGCGAUGAGGGCGUUAUAUUUGGAACUGAUGGUUUUGAACAGCUUGAAAACCUGACAAGACCUUUUAAAGGACAUCGCUGCAAGACUCUGGUGGGGAAACCUAAGCUCUUCUUCAUACAGGCAUGCCGCGGCUCAGCACUGGACGAUGGAACCAACUACGAAGCUGACAGCAAUGAGGAGCAAACCUCAGAGAGGAUCCCAGUGGAGGCGGAUUUCUUAUACGCCUAUUCCACAGCCCCAGGUUACUACUCAUGGAGGAACACGCAGAGUGGUUCCUGGUUCAUGCAGGCGCUGUGCGACAUGUUGCAGCGUCACAAAGGAGAGUUGGAACUGAUGCAGAUCAUGACACGCGUCAAUCACAAGGUGGCGAUGCACUUUGAAUCCAGCUCCAACCUCCCGGGAUUUAGUGGCAAGAAGCAGAUCCCUUGCAUUGUCUCCAUGUUGACCAAAGACUUGUACUUUCCUAAGUAGCUUGUUUUUGGGAGGGGGUGGGGGGGGGGGGUGUAUAUAUACACACACACACACACGCUUUUCAUUGGUUAGGGUUUGUUGUGACCGCAUGUAUUUUGGUCGGUGCUACUUUAAGAGGUUAUUGUUGUAGGUCACUGUCAGGUUAGAACAUUUCACUACACAGUAUAUGUCAUUCCAAUACCAACCAUACAGUUGCUGUAAAUAAAGUGACCACUAGAGGCCGCCAAAAGCACGUUUGGGUUGUAGGUCUUAAAAA